Molecule: messenger RNA, 1341 nt
Organism: Rhipicephalus microplus (southern cattle tick)
Lineage: Eukaryota; Metazoa; Arthropoda; Arachnida; Ixodida; Ixodidae
Source: RefSeq, a predicted model, not a curated record
AUGUCGAAUCUCUGGCGCGUCCUGCGACUGGCCCUCGCGACCGCCUCCCGACCUCUCCGCUGGCUGCUGCGGCAACUGGCCGCCGGUUCUUCCGAGAACGACGAGCAGCCCGCGAACGACCCUUCCUUCUGGACCCUGCUCGUCGCCUGGCUCAGGGGCUGCAAGAUGGAGGCCCUGCUCUUCGUCUACACGGCGGCGGCCACCAUACCGGCCGCGGCCAUAGCUGACAUCUUCGAGCAGCAGUCGUGCCAAAGCCUGUCGUACGCCAGGCACGUCUGCGACAACCUCGCCAAGCACGAAGACGAACGGUACAAGGUGUACGUGCUGUCGAACCGCUACCUACUCCUGUCGGACGGCCUGCUCACGCUCACCUCCGCCGUGGUCGCCAUCCUCGCUGGCCCCGUGUGCGACAAGUACGGACACCGGACGCUCGUGGGCUUCGCCAUCGCGGGUGCCGCGACCACGUCGCUCGUGCGCGUCUUUCUCGCACUGGGCGGCGGCCACAUGCUGGCGCACGUGUUCUCGGUUCUGCCCAUGGGCCUGACGGGAGGUCCCGUGCUCAUGCUCGCCUGCUGCUACUACGUGGUGACGAAACGCACGCAAGCUAGGCUCUUUCGAACCAUCAGGUUUUACCUGCUCGAAGUGGCGGCGCUCCUGGGUCGCGCAGUGGGCUGGCUGAUGGGCUGGCUCCUGCAUUCGGUCCUCGAUCACCACGUGUCGCUGUGGUCGGCGCUGGCGGCGCAGUGCUUCCUGCUGGCGACGCUGUGGGCGAGCCCCCACGUCAGGGACUCUUCGACGAGCUCGACGGGCAAGCCGAACCAGCUGAGGCUGCUCGUGAGCAAGGAGAACGCCCGCGAGGCGGCCAAGAUGCUUGGCGGCCACCGCAGGAUACAGGGCACGCUCAGGCUGCUCUUCGCGCUGCAGGCGCUCAUUGCGACCAUCAAUUACGGGCCCGAUGAGAUCCUGUACCCUUAUGCUCGGCUGGCGUACAAAUGGACGUAUUCGUACUUCGCCAUCGUCUCGGCUGUCGGCGGCCUGCUGGUCGGCGUGAUGGGAGUGUUCGCCAUUGGCUGCAUGCGCGUCGUCGGCGUCAACGACGUCACCUUCAUGAACAUUGGUGCCACCUUUGGGGGCGUCCGCGACUUGAUCAUCGGCCUGACGCAAAUGUCCACCGCGUUCUACUUCAGUGAGCCUUUCCAUUCAUUCAUUCAUUCAUUCAUUCGUAACGCCGAGAUUGUAGAGAGCGAGACAGUCAAAUACAAAGAAAUGACAGGGUGGCCCGUAGUCUUCUACACACCGCGCGCUGACGCGCUUAGACGUGUAUGUGUGGUCAGGCCUUGA